CACUGGGUAGAGUAUGUAGGAGGUGAGAAAGCUAUUGAAAUCAGACAGGUUCGAAGUAUUCCAGCAGGAAGAACAAUAUUAUUGAAGAACUUUAAUGUUUUGAGGUAUAAUGAUGAAACAAAGAAGCAAGAUAGUUUCCCUGUUGCUGUGUAUGUGAACUUAGAUACAGGAGAUGACAUGAAAGUUUUUAAUACAAAGCUUCAAACGGUAGUGAGAGAACAACUGACUGCGGAAGGACAUCCAUUGCCUUCAGAAGUUACCAUAGCAUAUAAUUUUGAAACAAACUCAAUAGAUUUUAAAGUCAUCUCUGCAAAGAAGUCAGGUUUUACAUUUAAUGAAGCAGAUGUAUAUUCGAAUGAAAACUUCAAAGCUAUUGCAUGGUUAGAUAAUGACGAUUGCUUUAAGAAAAUAUUUAAAUACAGUGACUCAACGAUGUCAAUAGAUGACCUUCGUGGAAUGUUACCAUCGACGUUUACAGUAGAAGGUUCAGCAGGAUUGCUUACAAGAUUGUCAAUUGGUGGUAUUUGGUCUCGUGAGAACAUUGUUAUAAAAUCCAGUAUAAGUGAAUUUGCUGAAGAAUCUAUAUUAUGUCUUUCAAACUACAUGUAUUCGCCGCCGAAGCAUUAUAGUAUAACAAACUUUGUCAGUAAGUUUAACAUAAGACUUGUCGAACCUUCUUCAAUGAAAGAUGUUGUGCUACCCAAAGAUGGAAAGGAUGGACUCAUUAUUGAGAUGAUUUUAAUAGCAUAUUAA
This is a messenger RNA of Trichomonas vaginalis G3, 753 nucleotides long. RefSeq lists its product as uncharacterized. The transcript has a single exon. Lineage: Eukaryota; Parabasalia; Trichomonadida; Trichomonadidae. The annotation marks the transcript as partial. The record is from RefSeq and is a predicted model, not a curated record.